Messenger RNA from Physella acuta, 4146 nucleotides. RefSeq names its product proteoglycan 4. Lineage: Eukaryota; Metazoa; Mollusca; Gastropoda; Physidae. Gene Ontology annotation, cellular component: extracellular region. The record is from RefSeq and is a predicted model, not a curated record. Gene Ontology annotation, biological process: carbohydrate metabolic process. Gene Ontology annotation, molecular function: hydrolase activity, acting on carbon-nitrogen (but not peptide) bonds; chitin binding.
GUGCCCUGGUUGUUGAGGUUCCACAUCGUCAAAUUUGGAGUAGACCUCCGAGGACCUCGAGUUGGUGCAGUUCUUGUUGUCUUGGCCCGUGGCCAUAGUCUGAUUGUGUGGUCGGUGUAGCAAUUAAAAAGUGGAGUACAUUUUGUUUGAGCAGGCCGCAGGUUGUUGGUCAUCGACUGAGUGGACAUUAGAUCGGGGCUGGUCUCUUAUAAAUUCGAUGCCGGGCCUUACCUGUCAUUCAGUUGGAAAACUUCAGGCCAAGCCACACGGCUUUUGAGUGUCUUUAAUGAUGCAAUUUUCUUUUCUUGUUCAUUUUUUCAGAAGUGGAUUUGGAUUACAAGCCUUUGGAUGUUCUUUUACAUUUACGACAUUGUGAUCAUCUGGCAAGGAAGUUUUCAAUUGUAAAUUUAAAAAAAAAAUUAACAACGAAACAAUAGAUAGAAUUUGUUGUAAGAACUAACAAGAUGACUGUCGUAUCAAGUCGGUCAAGCAGAGUUUGCGCUGGGGUGUCAAGAUGGCAAGAGUUGUCUUUCUACCUAGUUGUUCUAGCUCAGGUCUUGUCUAUAGUUAACGGGUCAUCUCCCCUCCCCUGCGGUGGGGUCAAAGGCCGAUACAUCUGUGAUGACGAAGACCCGCAAGUGUUUCAUAUUUGUAUGGGCAAUAAUAAAUACACGCACAGAUGCCCUGGGGAUCUACACUACAACGUGAGGACCCAGAACUGCGACUGGCCUAAGGCGGUCAACUGUGUGGAGGAAGCUCGCCAGCGCGCGCUGCAGAAACGUCUGGACGUGGAGCCAGACGCUCCGUCAAAGUUCCACGACACGGCCAAGAAACCACAGGCCAAGACUCAAGACAGUCCCGUGCCAGACAAGCAGGCGGUCCCCCGCAGCACGAGCAGACCUCAAGACAAAUCUCCGCUACCCACUCAGGUCAACCAGGCCGUAAGGCACAAGGAUUCAAACGAAUAUUCUGGAAAGUUUGACAAGAAGGGUGAGCAGUUAUCCGAUGCAAGCCUUGAAGUCACGCGCAAACCUGAAGUGAGUACUCGAUCCUUUACUUAUCAGGUGGAAAGUGAGUCUGGUAGUAUCGAUUACACAGAUGAACCCGAUUUUUCAGAAGAGAAUCGAAUCCAGCGUAUCCGGUUUUCUGACCGCAUUGUUCAACCCUAUAAAGCAACCGCUGCGCCAAAAACAUCAACGACUACCAGAAAAACGACACCAACCAGCACAACCACAAAACCGACAACCACCCGCCCGUUAAACCGCUCCCCAACCACGGUCUCACGGAGUCCGUUUAAAAAACCCACUGUUGCCUACCACCCCGUCCAGAACACCCGCAGCAGAACAGAACAGCGUGAGUUCGCCCCACAGAACCCAGUGGAGAGCAUCAAACCCAAGACCACGAGAAAACCCAAGAACGACGACCGCUGGGAUCCGUUAAUCGAAUCUGCCCCGUACAAGUCUGCCACAAACUUCGAUGACGACAUCACGUCUGUCCCAAAAUGGUACGAGACAACAGCAGACGACUCAGCCAACAGACUGGAUGAUGGCAAGAUGUCCACCAGGGCCUACUCCAAGCCACGCCAGGAGGCCUACAGAGAGAGGCCUGCCAAGAAGACUGAGGACAGUGCCGAGAAAGAAUUCGUGCCGUCCUGGGUAAAGUCCAACCAAGUCAAGUCGCAAGUAGCCAAGUCUAUCCCAAUAUCUGUGGCACACUCGCACAAUGUAGUGCAGCAAAAAGUGCAGACAACCAAAGAAACACCAACACCAACACCAACAACGGCCGCAACAUUCCAAAGAGCAAGAACAACACUGAAGAAAUUUAAGCCGAGACCCACGGAAAUUGAAGACGUCGCCAGGACCUUCACUACCGUGAAAACUGCACUCAAGGAAAAGUUUUCGCAGAAAAAAGAAGGGAAACUUUGGUACGAGGAGGAGACCGCAAAAGUUGAAUCAACAUCUAAACCGGAGGUAAAAGAACAGAAGGACGAGACGGUACAAAACAUCGUCUUCUCUAGAAGACCAGUAACAAACUCCAGAUUUUCUAGAAAAACAGAACCUGCCGUGACGUCAUCGCGUCCAGACGUUAAAGAAACAACCAAGGACGCAGUGAUAGUAACCAAGGAAAAGAUAACUCAACGCCCCAGCUACAGCGCCGCUGCCUCGACGGUCUCUAAGUCGCCAUUCGCUCCCUUUAACAGGCAAGUUGUAGGCAGGACUAGCCAAAAGCCAUCAGAUGAAACGUUUAGCCAAAAAUCAACACGGGCCAUGUCAAGCCAAAGGCCAAGCGAUGAUAAGCCUAACCAAAAAUCAAAUGAUGAGAAAUCCAAACCAAGACUAAACGAAGAAAACCCAAAGCAAAAAUCAAAAGACGAAAGUUCUCCCCAAAGACAAAAUGACGAGAAAUCUUAUCUGAUAUCAGCCGAAGACAAGUCCAGUCCAACGUCGCGUGAGGUGGACUCUGAAAAACCUGGGAAAAGUUUACCCUGGUGGUCAAAGGACCAGUUGAGAACAAGUUCACAUUCCGGCCACGCUGACCAGCCAAAGAGCUCCAGACGGGCGUACAUCCCCGCCCACCACAACACACAGAAACCCAACUACCACACUCGAACCCCCAAGUUCGACAUUGAACUUGUCCCGUCCAAUCAAGGCGGAGCAGAAGACGAGACGUCUGCACGUCGCUUCACCCCCAGGCACAAGGUCCAAGACACCAGUAAAGAGGUGGACAGAAGCUUCUCCCUACACCAGGUCAACGAGGCGGCGUCUGCUGAUCGUCGGUUCGCCCUCCACAAGGCAUACAACCCACCCAACCAAGCCGCCGCGGCAGAAGAUCGAAAGUUCGCGCUCCACAAAGCUCAGAACAGCGCCACCAACCCCUACAGCGCCGCGGCCGCUGUUGAUAAAAGGCCAGAAACUCAGCAACAACAGGCUAGUCCCAGCCGAGUGAAUGCCCCUGCAGCUUUGGAUAAGUUCUCUGUUGGUCUGAUCAAGGAAGAUCCCAAGCACGUGAACAGGGAGGUGAAAGAACAAAGUCAAUACAAGUCGCCGAUAGAGAAAUACGACUACAAGAAAGGUAAAUGCAGCAGCACCUGGUGCAAGCUGCCCGACUGCAGGUGCAUCGGCUCGGACGUGCCAGGCGACCUUGACCCUAAGGACAUCCCCCAGCUGGUCAUGCUGACCUUUGACGACAGCAUCAACGGCCAGAACAUGGGCUACUACAAGACCAUCUUCAACGGCACACUCAAGAACCCCAACGGCUGCCCCAUCAAAUCGACCUUCUUCGUGUCUGGAGACAACAGUGACUACGAGAUGGUCCGCAAGAUCCACAAGGGGGGUCACGAGAUCGCCUCCCACACCCUCAGCCACCGCAGCCCCACCACCUGGUGGGCGGACGCCGGGUUCGAGAACUGGGAGCAGGAGGUGGUCGGCAUGAAGAAGCGGCUGCACGAGAAGUCUGGCAUCCCGCUGGACGGUAUCGUCGGCAUGAGGGCGCCCUUUCUACAGGUUGGUGGUGACGCACAGUACGCCAUGUUGAAAGAAAACAGGUUCCGGUACGAUACCUCCAUGGUAACGGGGAAUCUCUACGUCAACAACGAGGCCCCAACAUGGCCGUUCACCCUGGACACGCCCCCUGACAGCAAAACAUGCAGCCUGACCCCCUGCCCCACCCGAUCCUAUCCCGGCCUGUGGGAGGUGCCGCUCAUCCGAUGGUACGGCAAUAACAGAAUCGCCUGCGCCAUGCCCGAUGCUUGCACGAUUGGCGCCGGAACAAAAGGCAGUAGAAAGUUCAUAGAGGACAACUUCAUGAGGCACUACACCACCAACAGAGCGCCUUUCGGCAUCUUCAUCCACGCCUCGUGGUUCGCCAGGAAAGACGGGAACCUGGAGGGUCUGGUCGAGUUCCUGGGGUCACUGGCCGACAAGGACGACGUGUGGGUGGUCACCGUCAACCAGGCCCUGGACUGGAUCCAGCGCCCCGUGCGGCUCUCCGCCAUCAGUGCCAUGGAUUCCUGGAUGUGCUGACCCGUGCAGUGACCCCCAUGACCCGUGCAGUGACCCCCAUGACCCGUGCAGUGACCCCCAUGACCCGAAAAAUGGACUUAGCUGACUUUGAAGAAUACCCUGAUAUUAGCGCUCUGAGUAAAGA